AUGGCCACCGAGGACGGUUCGCGGAAACGCAGACGCCCAGCCCAGUCCUGCGAGCAAUGCCGCCAUCGAAAGGUGCGCUGCGACCGCAACAUUCCAUGUGGCCCUUGUACACGCGCACGAUCUGUUCUUCACUGCUCUUACCGCGAUAAAAGUCCAUCGCCAAGCUCAGCUGACGUAGAAAAUAUCGAUACCUCGGACACUGCUCAGCGUCCAGUCACGGAGGCCUUCAAUCAGAGACCACCGGACCGCCUGAUCCCAACAGACCUCGGGGAUACGAAUCUUCAAUCCACAGUGGAAUUACCUCUCCGGGAAAUUCGGCACCGACUACAGUCACUUGAAGAUCGAUUGACCGCUCUAGCGAAGAGCUCUCAGUUGCCCCGAGAUGAUCGGCGGCUGGAACGGGCAUUGCAUGACCUCACCGAGAAAACACGCAACAUCGAACAACAGCUUACCGCAACGCCACGGCACUUCCGGACAACACAUGAAGAUAAUGAUUUGACUGUCAGCGUUAUGCCGCGGCGCCUUAAUGUAGCGGCAGGCAAGACGAAACUCCUCGGCCCUACUCAUUGGAUUCAUAAGGUGGACAAACUUCAAGUUGUUGAGUCUUUCAGUGCUAAAGAAUCUGAAGCUUCUUUCAGAGAGCUGAAAUCAGACCUCACAAAUGUGGUCAAAGAAUGUAGGGCCCUUCGGAAGUCCAUCAAGUCUCACAGGGCUGUGACACUUGAUGACCCUGUUCCUGACCUCCGUGCCACUAUUCCGCCACGGCCGGUGUGCUAUGAGCUGGUUCAAUGCUAUCUGCGCACCUUUGAGCCAAUCUAUCGCGUGCUGCAUAUCCCGUCUUUCUGGGAAAGUUACAGAAUAUUCUGGACGGAGCCCCAGAGCUCCCCCGUGUCCUUUCUGAUGAAGCUAGUAUUGAUUCUUGCCAUUGGUACUGCUUUCUAUCCCGAUCGUACUAGCGCAAUUGAUAAUCGGUUCUUGCGACUCAAGCCGAAAUGGGUGUACGCGGCUCAGUGGUGGCUUACAGGGCCUUCGGAAGAAACAACAGCCAGUCUAGAUGGAUUGCAAGUAUUCUGCUUGUUACUAACAGCGCGCAAAGUCUGCCGAUUGGGGACGUCAUAUGUGCUUUCCGCGAACUCGCUUAUCGACAUGGCAAUGCGAUUGGGAGUUCACAUUGAUCCUUCCGAUUUCCCUAAUUUAUCUGCAUUUGAGUCUGAGAUGCGCGUCCGCCUCUGGGCUACUGUCCGUGAAAUGGCCCUACAAUCAGCUUUGGAGUCAGGUCUGCUUUGCCGGCUUCCCCCGGGAUCCGAUCCGAGACCGCCAUCCAACCUUGACGAUCGUGAUAUCGGCCCUGAUAUAAACCAAGUUCCUUCCGCAAAGCCGCUUACGCAGUGGACAGAUACGUCUUUUCUGUCAUUGCUUCAAUGUUCGGUCGAACUUCGCAUGGAAGUUGUUCAGUUCGUGGCCACUCCUGGGGAGAAGUCCUAUCAAGAGGCUUUGCGGCUCACCGCAGAUAUGAGACAAGCUUGUCGUAAAUUGGCCGAUUUUGCCCAGUCUUGUACAGCACCACCAUCAGUUCAUGGCUUACGACCCACAGAGUUCCACAAACGAUUCCUGGAUAUGGAGUUCCGCAGAUAUAUCAUGGCUCUACAUGCGCCAUUUAUGGUGCAAGCUCGAAAGGACCCCCGCUUCUACUACUCUCGCAAAGCCUCUCUCGAAUCUGCAAUGGUCAUUGCAUCCUAUGCUAACAGCUUGGAUCUACCGGAAAUUCCGGCGGAUGAUUUUUCCAAGAUGAUUCUCGCUGGUACCGGCAGCUUCAAGGGUCCCUUAGGGCUGGACAUUCUUUCGGUCCUUGGCCUUGAGAUCGUCACUCAACUAGAAGAGGAAUCUUCUGAGCAGUCGUUGUUAGGCCCUGAGGAGGAAAUUGCCAAGGCUGGUCGCGCUCCUGUUGUUCGGAUUCUUCAGCAUAUUCUCAGCCAGCUCCUUCAGAUCAUCUCGUUUGGAAGUCCCAGCUUGAAACAAUAUAUUUUUCUCGCGGCAAUAUUGGCUCAGAUUCGUGCUAUGGAGUCGAACCAAUGCAUAAAGCGAGCUGUUUACGAGACCGUAAAGCAUGGUUUACAAGAGUGCUACGCGUUGUUGCAGUCAAGUAUGGCUAGCAUGCCUGGUAGUGCGAUGGCGGGUGUGCCAGCUGGCACAGCUGUUGAAACGACCCUUGGUUUGCCUGAUCCACCACUCUCUCAGCUUGCUUUACAGUCAGCGGACCUUGCAUUCGACCUCGACCUCGCCAGCCUUUUGUGUUUCGAAGAUAUUAAUGAUCCCAGCAAUGCUUACUUGUGA
Molecule: messenger RNA, 2334 nt
Organism: Aspergillus pseudoviridinutans
Lineage: Eukaryota; Fungi; Ascomycota; Eurotiomycetes; Eurotiales; Aspergillaceae
Exons: 3
Coding region: 1-2334 (777 amino acids)
Biological process (GO): DNA-templated transcription; regulation of transcription by RNA polymerase II
Cellular component (GO): nucleus
Molecular function (GO): zinc ion binding; DNA-binding transcription activator activity, RNA polymerase II-specific; RNA polymerase II cis-regulatory region sequence-specific DNA binding
Source: RefSeq, a predicted model, not a curated record